This is a messenger RNA of Uncinocarpus reesii 1704, 2691 nucleotides long. Its product is annotated as DNA repair protein RAD16. The coding region runs from base 1 to 2691 and encodes 896 amino acids. The transcript is spliced from 10 exons. Lineage: Eukaryota; Fungi; Ascomycota; Eurotiomycetes; Onygenales; Onygenaceae. The record is from RefSeq and is a predicted model, not a curated record. Gene Ontology annotation, molecular function: ATP binding; metal ion binding; ATP-dependent chromatin remodeler activity.
AUGGCCCCAAGAAAAGGAAAAACGCCAAAAGCAGCCCCAAGGGACCGUGUCCGUCCUAGCCCUGUCGACCAAAACCCAAUGGCAGUACCCAGCCUCGAUGGACAGUCCCUGAAUCCCCGAAGAUCCUCCAGGAUUCGGGCCGUUGCUGUUGAGAUACCAAAAAUGACCGUUUCGUCUAUCAGUUCACCAGCAGCAAUGUCGGAAAGUGAAAGUGCCCAGAGCAAUUCGAAUGUGUAUAAUACACCAGCAACAACUACACUCCCUACACCUAUCGAGUCCGAUAGCAUGCCUUCUAGACGCCCGAAAAGGGUCAGCGCAUCAGCCCGUGCAUUGGAGCUACAAAACAGCUCGUUUGGUCUUAGAUCUGGCCGCAAAAGGAAUGCUGCAGAGCUAACUGUGCAAGAGUCUCUCACCGAAAGCACCGACGCCCGCUUAGCCUUGGCUUUGCAAGCGGAGGAAUAUGGAGAGGAGCACGAUAUCAAAAGAAGAAAGACGUUUAAACCUCCUACUAACCGGAGAAGGGUUGAAAACUCCACCGAUGGAGAUUACGACGAGCUGGAAGAUAUCAGCUUUGGACUUUCAGCCCGUCAAAACAUGGACAAGCGCCCCAUGUCUCCUCCCCGAAACUCAAUUCCCACAACUGAAUCUGACCUUAUUAUUAAAAGUAAAUCGGCUAGAGAUCGUCAAAAUGUGUCCCAUGGUUUAGAGUCUUACUUAGAACUUGACGACGGUUUUAUUACUGACCCCGAGGGGCUGCUGAAUGAUGAUGAUUACUAUGACUUCUACAACUAUGACGAUUCCGACAGCCCCGAAGACCGCCUGUCUUUAGGCGGUGGCUUUGGCUCUGACUCUGAGAAUUCGGAUUCUGCUGCGUUCUUUUCUCUACUUCCGCGGCACUCGAGAUUUCGACCGAAACGACUUACACGGGCCGAAAGGGAGCGAAAGAAGCUCGAAGAACAACAUCCGAAUGUUGCUACGAUGUGGGAAGACCUACAAAACAUUCCAAUUAUUACUCCUGCCCCGGCGCCACAACCUGCGGGUAUUUCUCGGAAGCUCAAACCAUUUCAACUUGAAGGACUGAGUUGGAUGAAGCAACAGGAGCAGUCGCAGUGGAAAGGAGGCCUCCUUGGAGAUGAAAUGGGAAUGGGCAAAACUAUUCAAGCCGUUUCACUCUUGAUGUCUGAUUAUCCUGUUGGGGUUCCGUCCCUGGUGGUCGUCCCGCCUGUUGCGCUCAUGCAGUGGCAGUCUGAAAUCAAGUCGUAUACCGACGGUAAAUUAAAGGUUUUCAUCUAUCAUGGGUCCAACUCCAAGGUGAAAAACAUCACCGUGAAGGAGCUGAAAUCUUAUGAUAUCAUUAUGAUAUCCUAUUCUGGCCUUGAGUCAAUGCAUCGCAAAGAAGUGAAGGGGUGGACUCGCGGCAAAGGUCUUGUGAAGGAAGAUAGCAUCAUCCAUUCCAUCCACUUUCAUCGUCUUAUCCUAGACGAAGCACAUAAUAUCAAGCAACGUACCACCAGUGUAGCCAGAGCCUGCUUUGCUUUAAAAGCUAAUUAUAAAUGGUGUCUGUCGGGCACACCUGUCCAAAAUCGGAUCGGUGAAUUCUUCUCACUUUUGCGUUUCCUCGAUGUCAAGCCUUUUGCUUGUUAUUUUUGCAAACGAUGCCCGUGUGAAGAACUGCAUUGGUCCCAAGACGAGCUCAAACGCUGUGUUCACUGCAAACAUACAAUCAUGCUUAGACGCGUGAAAAAAGACCAUACAGCGUCAAUGGAGCUGCCGCCGAAGAGGCAAUUCGACACAUAUGUCAGCCGUGGGGUCAUGCUGAACAAUUAUGCAAACAUUUUCGGUCUCAUUAUGCAAAUGCGCCAAGUGGCGAAUCACCCCGAUCUAAUUUUGAAGAAACAUGCGGAAGGAGGCCAGAACGUUUUGGUUUGCAGCAUCUGUGAUGAGCCCGCCGAGGAGGCCAUUCGCUCUCGUUGUAAACACGAAUUCUGCCGUCAAUGCGCGAAGGAGUAUAUCCAGUCAUUUGAAUCGCGCGGAGAGCCAGAUUGCCCUCGAUGCCAUAUACCGCUUUCAAUUGACUUUGAACAACCGGAUAUCGAACAAGAAGAAGGUGAAGUUAAAAAGAAUUCAAUCAUCAAUCGUAUUAAGAUGGAGGAUUGGACCUCGUCAACGAAGAUCGAGAUGCUGGUCUAUGAUCUCUACAAAUUGCGAAGCAAGAAACAAACUCACAAAUCCAUUGUCUUCUCACAAUUCACGUCAAUGCUACAGCUCGUCGAAUGGCGACUUCAUCGGGCUGGGAUUAGCACAGUUAUGCUCGAUGGCAGCAUGACGCCUGUCCAACGCCAGAAGUCGAUUGAUUAUUUUAUGAACAAUGUCGACGUGGAAGUCUUCCUCGUGUCUCUCAAGGCUGGAGGUGUUGCGCUCAACCUGACGGAAGCAUCACGGGUAUUCAUUGUUGACCCGUGGUGGAACCCCGCGGCUGAGUGGCAGAGUGCGGAUCGGUGUCACCGUAUCGGGCAGCGUCGGCCGUGUGUGAUUACGAAGCUUUGCAUUGAAGACUCUGUCGAGUCUCGGAUGGUGUUGCUCCAGGAGAAAAAAGCGAAUAUGAUAAAUGGCACUAUUAACAAGGAUCAAAGCGAAGCGCUGGAGAAACUGACGCCAGAAGACAUGGAAUUCCUGUUCCGUGGAAACUAA